GACAAUCUGGCAACCCUGGUACUGUGGAGGAAACCCCCCCUCCAUGCACCGGAGCAUCCUCAGCAUCACCGGCCCCGGAUUGAGGAAGCCGCCGCGGCGUGUUUAAAGCGCGCGGUCGCUGCUGCGCUCGAGUUCCAUUCCGCGCAUCACAGCAGCCAUGGAGCAGCAGCAUCACCUCCAGCAUGUUCCUCACCAGCAGCCGCAUCUUCUUCUACUUCCCUGUGGUCGUCUCCUACUCCUGACCCUGCUCGUAGCGCUGGAGCCGCGCGAGCUGGCGGCGUGGGGCACGAGCGUGAAGUACGCGGUGAACUGCCCCGAGCGGUGCGACCCCGUGCGCUGUAGCGCCACGCGAUGCGCGCGCACCGUGCUGGACGACUGCGGCUGCUGCCGCGUGUGCGCCGCGCGACGUGGGGAGCACUGCUACCGCACCGUGUCAGGGGCGCACGGGGUCAAGUGCGGCCCGGGACUCUUCUGCGACUUCUACAAGGACGAGGACGAGUACGGGGACGAGUAUGGCGUGUGCAGGGACUGCAUGUACGGGACGUACGGAGUCGAGUGUCGCCAAACCUGUAACUGUAAAGCAGGAGGACUGUGUGACAGAGAGACAGGCGCCUGUCUGACCUUCAAGUUCCUCGCAAAAAUGGCCAACGCGCUCAAGACUCACGAGGGUAACGAGGUCGCGUCGGGGGACGACAACAACAACAACAACAACAACAGCAACAACAACAGCAGCAACAACAACAACAGUAGCAACAGCGGUGCAGGAGAAGGACACACGGAUCGAUCGUCCACUCCGAAAUCGCUCGCUCCUCACUGACACAGGCUCAUCUCGUCUCGCCUCUUCUCGUCUUGCCUCGUUUCGACCUCGAUUCGGGCCUCGGCUCGGACGGUCCGCAUGUAGCAUAUAAUAUAAUUUUUUUAUAUAAGGGAUAUAUUUUAAUACAAUUAAAAAAUGUCUAUUGAUAUUCUAUAAAAUCUUUUCUUUUUCCUACCCUGUAUUAAUACCGGGAUCGAAGCCCUUCUUGUUCCAGCACCAUGGCGCUGUCCGGUUCUCAAUUCCAAUUAGUCCGAAAGUUCCGUUUAUAUUAACGUGUACCGUUUCCAUAGUAACAGCUUUGUAACCUGUGACUGUUGAUACGUUGAUGGAGAUGCUAGCUUUAACAUUUAUGGUAAAGCUGUAACUUAAAAAGUGAAAAGUUUAUUCAAAAAACGAAUUUGGUACAAAUUUUUGAGUCGAACAGACCAUGAGGGUCAAAUCCAAGCCAGUGUGUUAUACCAAAGUGUGCAAACUUAUAAAACACACACACACACAAAUAUUGAAACAACAUUUUCAUGACUGAUUAGUUUUAUUUAAGUUCAGUUAUAAGGUUAAUAAAGCUAGUAUGAAGCUUAUAUAGUAGCUACCAAUUUAGCAUUGAGUUUCAGUUCUCUCAUCACUCUUUCAGCAGACAGAUUUGUUUUUGUGUGUGUUUGUAUCUGAUAUCUGCUAUCUAUAAACACAGACAAAAAAAACAGGAAAAAGAAAACACAGUUAUAGCUAGUAGAGUUUGAGGUCUGAUUGAGGGAAAGGGGCGUGGCCUAACACUUAAAACUGUAUGUUUGAUAAAAGUUCUUAUUUGUUUUAUUUUGAUAUUAUAAUACACUUUGUCACUAUUUCAGCCUGAUAUACUGUACAUCAGCAUCCAUUCAUUAGAAACCAGGACACAUUUUUUUUUACAUUUAUUUUCUGAUGAUUUAUUACCUAAUCCAAUAAACCGUCUGUUGGCAUAUGAUGAUAAUAAUCACAUCUAACAUAUUUACAGAUUUCCACCUCAGUCUCUGCCUGUGAUUUCUUUUACUUGAAUUUAUACUAUUCAUCUCGCAAAAUGUUCUGUGUUGUUUUUUUCUUCUUCUGUGUGACUUCAUUUAAAUGUUUUUUGUUCUGUUGUGUUGUUUUUGUGCAGGCUUCGGUGCUAAAUUCUUCUACAAAAUAAAAAUAAAAUGAUAAA
This is a messenger RNA of Silurus meridionalis, 1988 nucleotides long. RefSeq names its product endothelial cell-specific molecule 1 (gene esm1). The transcript is spliced from 3 exons. Bases 158 to 817 code for a protein of 219 amino acids. The record is from RefSeq and is a predicted model, not a curated record. Lineage: Eukaryota; Metazoa; Chordata; Actinopteri; Siluriformes; Siluridae. Gene Ontology annotation, cellular component: extracellular region.